Molecule: messenger RNA, 1347 nt
Organism: Effrenium voratum
Lineage: Eukaryota; Dinophyceae; Suessiales; Symbiodiniaceae
Source: the annotation of a GenBank genome assembly
AUGCAGACGCUGCUGAGUGAGGAGGUGAAUCUGGACGCGGAGGCGGUGCUGUUGAAGCAGGCGGAGCAUUGGCAUCAGCUCUACCUUGACUUGGAGGCCACUUGCGCCAAAGCCAAGCGGGAGCAGGCGAUGUUGCAACAGCAGUUGAACGAGGCCCUAGACCGGGAGAGGCACUGGGCGGCCAAGAACCUGGAGCUGCGCAGCCACGACGCCCGCGAGGAGGCUUUGCACAAGGCCCGCCUGGCGGAGCAAUUGGCCAACAGCCGGCUCUUGUGCCAGAACAAGGAGGAGUCGCUGUGCAUGCUGCGCUGCCAAGUGGAGGCCAAGGAUGAGGAGCUGGACAAAGUGCGGCGGGAGCAGCGCCAGGGCAUGGAGCUGUGCAAGCGCCUGGAGAAGACCUUGGCGCAGAUGGCGGAGAAGGAGCGGCUUGCGGACCAGAAGGACGCGGAGCUGAGCAAAACUAAGACGGAGCUCCAAAAGGAGAAGGACAUUUGCGCCAGGGCGCUGCAAGAGGUGCGGGAGCAGAGCAAGGCGGAGGCGUCUUUGCGGCAGCAGCUGGGGGAUUUGAAGGACCAACAGAGGGGCCUGGCGCGGGAGAACGAGCAGCUGCGGAGGCCCCUGGAGGAGGAGGUGGCCAAAAGGGCAGCGCUGGCGCAGCAGCUCACAAGCACCGGCCUCCUGCUGAAGGGCAAGGAGGAGGAGAAUGCGGCCUUGCGCAGCCAGCUGGUGGCCAAGGAGGAGGAGGUGGAGACUCUGCGCCGGGCUUCGCGCCGGGCCUCUCUGAGCGAGCAGCAGACGGAGGCGGAGCGCGCGGAGUUGGCGCGGAAGCUGGCGGAGGUGGCCCAGCGCGCCGCCACCAAGGACCAGCUCUGCGAGCAGAAGGAUUCGGAGCUCGGGAAGCUGCGCACGGAGCUGAAGACGGAGAGGUCUCUGUGCCAGUCCGCCAUGCAGGAGGCCGGGAGCCGGGAGGUCGGGCUGAAUGGGACUGCGACUGAUUCAGCAGAUCGGUGUUGGAACUGCUGUGAGACCCCGAAGUGCGAAGGGGUCCAGUCCACAGCCGCCAACUAUGCUCCUGUCGUCUUCAAGAACUGCGUGGUGAAAGUGGGCAAGUGGGAAGUGAAAGGAACCGUGGUCAAGCCACAGAUGCUGCAAACAACUAUCCGGAUGAAGCUCAAUGUGCCGGCCGACUACAUGUGCCGCGAGAAGUGCGCAGUUUUGGAUGACAAUGGUGCCAUCCGUCCACCCACACUCUUCUCACAACAAUGGGUCUACCGCGCUGGGGGAGUGACGGAAGAUGUGAAAUGCGCUUUCGGAACCACAUAUGUCGAUGGCGAAAUGGCAAGCUAA